Trypanosoma theileri is the source of this 945-nucleotide messenger RNA. RefSeq lists its product as uncharacterized. NCBI's taxonomy places the organism in Eukaryota, Euglenozoa, Kinetoplastea, Trypanosomatida, Trypanosomatidae. The annotation marks the transcript as partial. The record is from RefSeq and is a predicted model, not a curated record. The transcript has a single exon.
GGCGGUGCGCUGCGUGUACGCCCCGCUGCUGAGAGCGAGUGGCUUACAUGCGGUGCGGGCAGCCGUGUGUCUGCAUGUGGGAAGUACGCAGACCUCUGCCGCCAGCGUACCGCAAGAGCAACAACUACGACAACAACAACUACUACUAUUGUUAAUGCUGGACAACCAAAGGCGGUGAUGGCUAUAUUUGGUGAUUUUCAUUAUGGUGAAACUAAAAGUGUAUUUGAAGAAUUCGAGGAGUGUUUUUAUCAAAAACCUAAUAAGGGAAGCUGUGACGCACGUCGGAGUGAUCAUGCUCAGCAGCAAUUGGUUAAUCCUGCAGUAAAAGAAGGUGAAACUGUAACAGAGUUGACGCAACCCACCCUAGCAGGUCGUGAUCUUCAACCGUCCGUUUUGGGUGGUAAUGAACAAUCUCAAGAUUCUUCCAAUGACUUAGCUAGAGGCAAAGCAGAUGCAUCACAGAACGGAGGUCCUGAAACACAAGAUAAUUUAGUUAAAGGAGAAACAGUAAAAAGUCCGUCAACAACACAAAUCACAUCUGAGGGAUCUACUUCAGCUACACAAGAUGAUGCAGUACCACAUGGUGAUCAAGGAACACCAAACAACACAUCUGAUAACACUGCAACCGGUGAACACAAACCUAACCAGCCAUCCCCUACAGCAGCGGAGAGUGCUGCACCCAGGGAGGGUAGUUCAGGUAACCAAACUCCAGGUACGACUGCCGCUGACUCUCAAGAAACAAAUACCACUACUCUGCCUAGCGCUGAGAAGACUACCACAGAAGCACCAACCACCACUCCAUCUCCUGUACCCAACGCGGAGAUUAACACCAUUGCCUCCACUGUACUGAAGAACAAGGCUAAUGUUGACAGCAGUGUCAAUCCUGUGUGGGUACGUGUGCCACUGUUGAUUGUGGCUGUGUUCUUCUCCGCUACCGUGUACUGA